Penicillium brevicompactum is the source of this 1287-nucleotide messenger RNA. RefSeq lists its product as uncharacterized. The transcript is spliced from 2 exons. The record is from RefSeq and is a predicted model, not a curated record. The coding region runs from base 1 to 1287 and encodes 428 amino acids. Lineage: Eukaryota; Fungi; Ascomycota; Eurotiomycetes; Eurotiales; Aspergillaceae.
AUGAUACGAGCGCGCGACCCCCGCAUCCGGCAGCGGAUCAAUCAGAUCUCCCAUAACCUUGAGACCGCCAACGAAACCGCCCAAGAAGGCCUAUACGCUUUCUCCCACAACUAUAUCUCUCCCUGCUUCACCUCCAUUGGAGAUUGUGUCACUGCAUGCACAGCCCCUUGCCUGCCGAGCCGGGAAGACCACCUCCGGCGACGACGCCGCGGCCAAGCAGAAGCGAACUUCGAUUUCUACGACGAUUGGGACAACGAAGAAGAAGACGAUGGGUUACUAGGCUGGGGAACAGGAGAACUCGACCGACUGCUGGCUGGGAGCGGGCUGGCGCGCGGUCCUGCCGACCAGCCGCGUCGCCCGCGGCGGAUGAGCUACGGGACACGCAACACAAGGCGCAGGAGCACCGUGCACAUUCCAGACAACCGUGUCGAUCCGACUGUUAUUCCAAGCUCGUCGCUGCUGGGAUUCUUAGAGCGUUUUCCUUGGCGAUUCGGCGCAAGAGGCGUCAAGUACCGCCCGUCUGCCGCUGAUUUACAAGAACAUCCCGGUGCGCGACGCUAUGCGCACGAAGACGAACCGUUGAUGGAAGCUACGGAUGAUGAGAUGCCGAUUUCGCCUACGCCGAAUCGUAGGAACCGGAGUGCGACGCAAUCCUCCCGUGGGACUGAGAACUCCCUCAGCUCGCGCGGUGAUCUAUUCCCCAGCGACGAGGAGGAAGAUGCCGUGCCCUUGGAUGAUGAAUUUGCACUUGCUUUUGGGCGUCGGGGGACUGGGUUGGAGUCGGAUGAUCAGUCAGGACCUAGAUCUGAAAUUAAGUCUGGGUCUGCGUCUAGUCUGGGCGGUGAUUCGUCCAAGAAGACAAAACGCAAGAAGAAACGCUCUGCCAAACGUUCACCAAGCUACAAUGAUUCUGUUCUUCAAAGCGUGGAAACCCCGUCAUUAGCCGAUUUGAAAUCGGAAGAGCAACGCGCGGCACAAGAGGAAGAAGCGACGAUAGCGAGGAGGCGACUUGCAGCACAAGAACUGGCUUUCAGUCGAGGCCUUGAUACGGGCGAUAAGCCUGCAUCAUCACAUCCAAGUAUCCUGUCACAAGACGAAGAUCACCCGCAUACCCCGAAACGAACCUUCAGCGAGUCGUCCAGUCGUCGACUAUCCAACAACCAAACCGAACCUUUCCCUGCUCUCUCCAUGUCACCCUCGUCGCUGGCUAUGGAUUCCGGCUUGUCGAAAGCUUCACCGCGAGCUAUGUCCCCUCACGAACUGGAUGAUACUGGACCUCGUCAUUGA